AUGGAAAACUUGAUCCGGUGCUAUGAGGCGCUAACAUUUCCGGUUUUGUCCAAAUUUCGAAUUGCGGAGCGGUAUUCGCGAAAGCGUUUCAUACUCGAGUCGGAGUGGACGUUCGGUAGUCCCAAAGAGGAGGCGUCGUUGCGGAAUUCUCGCCAACAUUUCGUUGAUGAAAAUCUGGAAGCAAUGAAUUCUAAAGUCUCUAUGAAUGCAGCUGGGAUUCGCCGAAUCUGCCAUUCUCCGUCAGGGGCGAAAAAGGCUGUGGUCAGAGAAAUAAGCAAAGCAGGAAACUCGAAGGCGAGUCAUUUUCUCGAAAUAUGGUCGGAGCGUGACGGACGGCAAGACGUCGUGUUUGACUUGACAGCUCGAAACCUUCAUGGGCCGAUUUAUGACGAUGAUCGCUUCGGAGGGAUUUUUUUCUCUGAUGAUGAAAAGCACUUAUUCUACAUAUCCGAACGUCGUCGAGACGAAGGCACCAGUUUCUUCUCGGAUACGGAUGCAUCAAAAGCAAAAGAUGCGGAGAAAAAAGGAGAUGCUGACCCUCUCGCCAAAAAAGGAAAAGGAUCGCUCUACAUUCAAAGUUGGGGGGAGCAGCUUGAUGAUAAGAAGGAGUCGGUCUUGGUUGUGGCGAAUAUCGAACUAAGCACAAUCGACGUUAUUCCUGAAGAUGCUUUCGGGGACAAGUCGCUGUGUCCGGCGGAAUUCGUCGUGGCUGGUCCGAAUAAUUUGGUCGGUGUGGUGUACGAUCCGAAACCUUUCAAACUUGGUGCGCAGUUCUGUAUCAACCGGAGAAACAGGGUUUAUGUCAUGUCCCUGAAAUUUUUGACAGAUGGCCGAAUUGACAAAGAUGCCUUGAGAGUGGACUUCAUUGAAUCUUUGAACGAUUUCGCUGUGCGAAAUCUGAGAUUGUCUCCGGACAAAAAGCACCUGUGUUUUAUUGCGUCGAAAUUGGGAGGAACGCAUUACAAAACAUCGUCAAUGUAUUUGAUGAAUCUUGAAACUAAAGAGCUCAGGACCGUGAUUCCGGAGACAAAGCGAAUGGACGAACAAACGAAGUUUGCCGGGCUUUGUGGAGAAUCCUUCGUGCCUAAGCGCUGUUUUGCUCGAGAUGGGGAUAACUUGUGUGCGAUUUUCACGUCGAUGUAUUUGCAUUGUACUCAUAUUUAUGCUGUGGAUCUAGAAGGAAGCUCUUUUGGGAGGAUUAGACGACUGACCGAUUGCUCUUCUACCCCUGCGGGGCAUGGAUCAUGGAUAGUCCACGAUGUCGACUUCGACACUGGCUUACUUCUUGCUUCAUGGAAGGACUCGUUGACUCCUGCGGAGCUUUACGCUGGAUACUUCCCAUCGACUUCAUCAAAUGUUGAUUGGAAACGAAUCUAUUCCCGUGAGGAUCGCCGGCCCGCGUUGAUCAGGGAUGCCGAAAUUCAUCGUCUCUAUCCCAUUGAAAUUCCGAACGAUAGUGAUGUGUCGGUUCCAGGACUGAAUGCCCUGCUAUUGUUGCCUGGAGGAUCCAAAACGGACGAUUUUUCUGUUCCGCUAGUGUGUAUGUUACAUGGUGGCCCUCACAGUAACGAUCUUGAUUCCUACUCUGUUUUUGCUGGCGUCUUGCUCUCGCUCGGGUUCGCUGUACUUCGAGUCAACUACCGAGGCUCCCUGGGGUGUGGGGAAGACUACGUUCAAGCAUUGCUUGGUCGAAUUGGAACGCUAGACGUUGGUGAUUGCCAUCACACUGUUCUUCACGUGCUAGAGAAAUACAAGCUUUUGGAUCCAAAGCGUAUCUCUCUGAUGGGUGGCUCUCAUGGUGGAUUUCUGGUUUCUCAUCUUGCUGGACAGUAUCCGGAUUUCUACAAAUGCGUGGUUGCAUGCAAUCCGGUGACAAAUCUUCCUGCGAUGCUUGCAGUAACCGACAUUCCUGAUUGGGUGUACGUUGAGUCUGGAUUGGAGUACAAGCAGGACAAGGGACCUUUGUCUGCAGAUAGUUACGCUCGCAUGAUGGCCAUGUCGCCCUUCGCACACAUUGACAAAAUUCGCUGCCCAGUUUUGUUGCAAAUCGGUGACAAUGAUCUGAGGGUUCCCCCUAGUCAAGGGUACUCCAUGUAUUACGCUUUGAAGGCGCGGGGGGUGGAAGUCGAAUUGCGUCACUAUGCGGAUAACCAUGCGUUGGGGAAAGCGGAUGUGAUUCACGGAUUUUGCAUUUCAUCCUUGCUGUGGAUCAUUGAUCACGUGCCUAAGUAAUGUCUAAACGAAGCUGAGAUGAAAAAAUGCGAUUUUUGGAGCUAAUCAUUGUUCAACGGAUAUGGGAUGCUAUUUCAAUUGUUUCUCACCGUGUCUCUGUUCGCUUUAACCGCACACGCACUUGUUUCCAUGUCUUCGUUUCAUUGGACGAUUUAAACUCCCGAAGAAUUCGUUGAUACUGUGAAUAAUUCCAUUGUGCGGAAGUCCUGUUCAGACUUAUGGUCCUUGGUGCACAUAAUUGAAAAUAAACAGGAAGCUUUGAUCAGGCCUUC
Molecule: messenger RNA, 2504 nt
Organism: Notodromas monacha
Lineage: Eukaryota; Metazoa; Arthropoda; Ostracoda; Podocopida; Cyprididae
Source: the annotation of a GenBank genome assembly